Molecule: messenger RNA, 675 nt
Organism: Elgaria multicarinata webbii
Lineage: Eukaryota; Metazoa; Chordata; Lepidosauria; Squamata; Anguidae
Gene: LAGE3
Product: L antigen family member 3
Exons: 3
Coding region: 25-312 (95 amino acids)
Cellular component (GO): EKC/KEOPS complex
Source: RefSeq, a predicted model, not a curated record
GUGGGGCGGACGAGGGCAACAGCGAUGGAAGCAUCCGCGGCGACCGCAGUGCGCGGAUCGGGCCUCGCGUUUGAGCUAAGCAUUCCUUUUCCAUCGUCGUCAUUCGCUCGGAUUGCGUUGGGCUCCCUGGCCCCAGACCCUGAGCCUCGCAAAGGAGGGAUCAGCAAGGAGCUGAGUGUGACAGAGGAUGUCUUGCAUGUGCGGUGGAAAGCAGAUGAGGCCCGAAUCCUGCGUGUUUCCAUCAGUUCCUUUCUGGAGCAUCUCUCCUUGGUGGUAGAGACUAUGGACCUGUUUGGACCCCCUGUGGUUUGAUAGAUCGUUGGGCCUAGCGAACUGGAGGCUAUGGGCUUCUCGCUAGCCUUGGUGGGUCUCUAGGAUAGCCUACUAGUUGCUGUUGUCAAAGCAGGCACGAGGCAGUCCGCCCUUGGAUCCAAAAUAAUGUGUGGGACGUGUGCUUCACCCUCCAAUGCUCAGGAACACUAGUAGACCUUGGGUGCCAAGGAGCAGGCAAGGCUGGAACAGCCUAAGUAUAUAGAAUCUGGAGUUCUAAUACAUUAUCCAGUAAACUUUAUACUCUGCACGUGUUCACUAAUCAAAUAUGUCUGAGCCAACUAUCCAUAUUGCUUAAUCAAUUAUAUAUGCAUAAGCAAAAUCUUAAUAAAAGUGCUUUUUGAG